This is a messenger RNA of Sitophilus oryzae (rice weevil), 1733 nucleotides long. RefSeq lists its product as uncharacterized. The record is from RefSeq and is a predicted model, not a curated record. The coding region runs from base 411 to 1733 and encodes 440 amino acids. NCBI's taxonomy places the organism in Eukaryota, Metazoa, Arthropoda, Insecta, Coleoptera, Curculionidae. The transcript is spliced from 4 exons.
UAUUUGUUGGACAUGAAGUGCAUCAGUGGUUAAUAAGCAUAAACAAUAAUUUAUUCCUGUUUAGUGAUUUUAAUAGAAAGAGUGUCUUGUAAGCAUGAGUUCAAGAAGCAAAAGGAUUCUGGGUCUGCUGAAAAACGAAGGAAGUAGUAUUAAACUACCUGAAAAUUCUGAUGGUAAGUUAUCCUAACCUCAAAAUAAAAUUAAUAAUUGAGCAAAAAAUAAUAAUUGCAGUAGAAAUAGCUUGUAGCACCUGAAAAUGGGAUUAUUAAAGGUAUAGUGCCAUUUUAAUUUUACUAUUUUUAACACCAACUUGACUUUUAGAGACCCGAAAUAGCGAAAUUCCGGUAGAAGAAAUUAGUUAUACAGUAGCCGAUUUUGAGUAUCUUGACACAGUCAACAUAAAUGAAAAUAUGCCCAGUGGUGAAGGAAAUGGAAAAUAUAGUGAGUCUGAAAAAGGCCCAUCCUGUAUAAAUGAAAACUUGCCCAGUGGUGACGGAAAUGAAAAAUAUCUCAGUGAGGCUGAAGAAGGUCUAUCCUGUAUAAAUGAAAACUUGCCCAGUGGUAACGGAAAUGAAAAAUAUCACAGUGAGGCCGAAGAUGGCCCAUCCUGCAGGUCUAAAUUAACUAUUUAUACAAGCGAUAAGAGGGAACAAAUGAUAGGCCUUACUAAUAUUAUGGAAGACGAAACAGAAUUGCAAGAGUCAGAUGAUGAUAGUUUAUUAGAUCCAAAUUAUGAAAGUGACAACGAUUUUUCACAUCACUCGAGUGACAGCACUGCAAGUCAAAGGAAUGAAAAUAAUAAUAAGAAGAGUAGAAAGCGGAAACGACAAGAAAAAAAAUGGAAAAUCAAUGAACAACACAUGAAAGUAGUUUCUGGUUUAGAACAUAAAUCAAAAAAGAAGGUGAUCUCUAAAAAAACCAUAGGUCCGCCUUGUAAUAUUUCUUGCCGCCUUAAAUGCAGUGAAAAAGUUUGCCACGAGGAGAGAUUAAACAUUCAUGCCAGGUUUUGGGAUGGUACUAAAGACAUAAACCAAAAGAGACAGUUCGUCGCAUCCCAUGUAAAAGUUGUCCCAAUAUUAAGAAAGAGGCGUAGGACCGGAGCUAGAAAUGAUGCUAGAAGUCAUACCAGAAAUUAUUAUUUUGAAAUGAAUGAUUUGACCGUUCGUGUAUGCCGGACGUUUUUUCAUAAUACUUUAAAUAUUUCUCAAACUUUUAUAACCACUGCUUUAAACAAAAAAGAGCCCGGCGGUAUCAUUGCUGCAGAUGGGAGAGGUAAACAUGACCAACACGCCAAAACGCCUGAAUUCGUUAAGCAACAUGUUCGUGAGCACAUAGAGAAGUUUCCAGUUGAGGAAUCGCACUAUUCUCGAGAAAGAUCUGCUAGAAAAUUUUUGGGAAGUCAUUUAAGCAUCGCAAAAAUGUACAGAAUGUAUCAAGCAGAGUGUGAGGAAAUUAAUGUAGAGCAGCCUCAUAUCGCCAAAGAAUGGUUAUAUGCUGAAAUUUUUAAUACGGAAUUUAACCUCUCCUUCAAAUACCCAGAUAAUGACACUUGCGAUCAAUGUGAUCAUUUUUUAAUAAAAUUGCGUGAGGAACCUAGUAUAGUAGAAAAGGAAACUUUGCAGAAGGAAUAUGAUUUACAUUUAGAAGAAGCUUCAAAGAGGUAUAAGUUGAAGAAAGAAGAUAAACAAAAAUAUUUGGAAGAUAAAUUCAAAAAGCAUAAUGGUUUGUGUUGA